This is a messenger RNA of Danaus chrysippus (African queen), 501 nucleotides long. Lineage: Eukaryota; Metazoa; Arthropoda; Insecta; Lepidoptera; Nymphalidae. The record is from the annotation of a GenBank genome assembly.
AUGGCUGAGGUCGACGAAACUCUUAAAAAGAAGCGUACCUUCAGGAAGUUUACCUUCCGAGGUGUCGACUUGGACCAGCUUCUUGAUAUGCCAAAUGAGCAGCUCAUGGAAUUGAUGCACGCUCGCGCCCGCAGGCGUUUCGCCCGCGGUCUCAAACGCAAGCCGAUGGCGCUGGUGAAGAAACUGAGACGCGCUAAGAAGGAAGCUCCACCAAAUGAGAAGCCCGAGAUUGUUAAGACACACUUGAGAAAUAUGAUCAUUGUGCCAGAAAUGGUCGGCUCCAUUGUCGGUAUUUACAACGGCAAGACUUUCAAUCAGGUUGAAAUCAAGCCUGAGAUGAUUGGUCACUACUUGGGUGAAUUCUCGGUGACAUACAAACCGGUAAAGCACGGUCGGCCGGGUAUUGGUGCCACUCACAGUUCCAGGUUCAUCCCUCUGAAAAUAAUAAGGAAUUUUCUGCCUAUGAUUAUAGAACUAAGUGCCUCACGAGUAUCUGUGUAA